Messenger RNA from Andrographis paniculata, 1437 nucleotides. Its product is annotated as putative RING-H2 finger protein ATL21A. The coding region runs from base 244 to 1386 and encodes 380 amino acids. The record is from RefSeq and is a predicted model, not a curated record. The transcript is spliced from 2 exons. Gene Ontology annotation, molecular function: polysaccharide binding. Lineage: Eukaryota; Viridiplantae; Streptophyta; Magnoliopsida; Lamiales; Acanthaceae.
CUUUGACCUCUUGUGCUGUCCUUCCAUUGUUUUGUGAAUAUACCUUUCCAUAUGCUUUGGGAUGUUUCUUGUAGAUUUGCAGCAAAGGGAAUUUUCUAAAGCUAAAUGAAGAAACCAAUGCAUGAGUUUUGUCUUCGUUUUGUUUGUCUGUCAAAUUUAAUUCGUUAUUUAUUAGUUUCUUGUUCUUGACUAUGCAUAGAGCUCAAAUGGCCCUCCAUGGAUCUUUGAACAGAUAUCUUUCUGAUGGAACCAUAUUCAAUAAUUCUACUCAUCCUAACUAUCUUGAACCUUUCCUUUAUUCAUGGCCAGAAAACUUGUCCGGUCUCCUUCUGCGGCGGCAGCGCGACGCCGAUCCGCUACCCUUACAAGAUCGACGGCGAAAUUCCUCCCCAGGAUGACUGCGCCUACUUCAACCUGACCUGUGCAGCUCAGAGAAUCUGCGCGACGAACCUUCCCAUUCCGGCCGGGAGCUUCUGCGUGCAAGAUAUCGACUAUUUGAACAAUCUCAUCCAGCUCUAUGAUCCUGGAAAUUGUCUCAUCGGAAAGCUGAUGAUGAUGAACUUCACAUUUGAUUCUUCUCCUUUCCGGCCUGCGCCGCAGCAAUACUUCACCUACGCGUUCUACGCCUGCGCCUUGAAUGCUCCGGUCUUGCUGGCCUCUCGUGUUUAUCCGCUUGGCUGCUUGAGCAAUUACACGCACGUUACUAUAGCAACUCGCAACCUGUCGAGUUAUCUUUUGGGAAGUAGCUUUGGGUGCACGGCCAUCGGCACCUGGCCCAUCCCGGUUGGCACGCUCCCACGGCAGUUCGUGGACGACGAGGGAUCCGUCUCUAAUGACUUCUUCUUGUUCUUGACAUGGGAUCUCAUCCCUGUCUGCAAACAUUGUGAAGGCAUUGAUGGCCAAGAAUCAGGUAAACGGGGAGCAAGGCUAAUGGCCAAAAUAAUUGCAAUAGCCUUAAGCUUGCCUGCCCUUAUUGUAUUGGCCUUAAGCUGUUGCUCUGUAUUUUGCUUGCACUUAUUGAGGAUGUUGGAAAACAAACGCCGAGCCGAUUCAUCCGGCGCCAUCGAAACACCUCAAGCCACCACGGCGCCACAGCUGCCAACAGCCAUUGUCGCCGGACUUGAUGAGCUUCAAAUCGAGGCGUGCACAAAGAUAAUUUCUUUUACUGAAACCAGAGAAGAUGACAAUAGCAUCCCAAAUGCUCACUCUAACACAACAUCGACGUGCUCCAUAUGCUUGGAUGGUUACAGCCAAGCGAACAGAUCAUCAGCGAGGCUCAUCGACAAGUGUGGGCAUUACUUUCAUGAAAGCUGCAUACGACAAUGGCUCGGGAAGAAUGGAUCGUGUCCGGUUUGUCGAACUUCUCUUGCAGACAAUGCGUUGUAACAAAAUUGAGGAAAUCAAGAAAAGAACAUAUACAAAAUAACGAUAAUUCGG